This is a messenger RNA of Thermothielavioides terrestris NRRL 8126, 1701 nucleotides long. RefSeq lists its product as uncharacterized. Gene Ontology annotation, biological process: sphingosine biosynthetic process. The record is from RefSeq and is a predicted model, not a curated record. Gene Ontology annotation, cellular component: cytoplasm; membrane; intracellular membrane-bounded organelle. The transcript has a single exon. Lineage: Eukaryota; Fungi; Ascomycota; Sordariomycetes; Sordariales; Chaetomiaceae. The coding region runs from base 93 to 1388 and encodes 431 amino acids.
AUGGCACUCCGGCUGUCUUUUCUUCUGUUUCACGUUCUGACCGCGUCUGCGCGCAGGCCCCGAAGGCGCCCUCGCGAAACCCAGCCCUUCGCAUGCUUGGCCUUCCCGCUCUCCCCAGCAAGCUCCCGUCGCGGAACUGGAUGAUAUUCUGGACCGUCUCAAGCGCCAUAACAGCCGCAAUCAUCUAUGACAAGCGUGAGAAGAAGCGGGCCACGGCGAGAUGGGCGCAUGCAGUCGAGCAUCUGGCCAAGGAGCCGCUGCCCGACAGCCUCGGCUUGGCCCAGCCGCGCAAGUUGACUAUCUAUCUCUCGAGCCCGCCGGGCGAUGGCCUACGCGUUGCUCAAGAUCACUACACCGAAUAUGUCAAGCCUAUUCUGGCCGCCAGCGGGUUGGACUGGGAGUUUGUGCAGGGCCGCCGCGAGGGCGACGUACGGGCCUACGUUGCCGAGCGGGUGCGCAGGCUGCGCCGCAGCCGGGAGGGUAGCGAGGACGCGGACCCGAGCAAGCAACCCACGAAAGAGGAGAUCGUCGAAGCCUUCCGGAAAUCACGCGGCAUCCCAGACUAUGAGGGGGUGCGGGGCGACGUGGUCAUCGGCCGCCACACCUGGAAGGAGUACCUCAGGGGCUUGCACGAGGGCUGGCUAGGGCCCCUCGCGCCGCCGCCGGAGCCGGAGCCGGAGUCGCUUUCCACUACGACCACCCCGGGAUCGUCAACAGAAGACAAACCCGCUGAGGAGAAACCCGCCGAGGAAGAAAAGAAGCCCAAGCGACCGCCACAACCAAAACCUCACAACACAACUGCUGACUACCCUGCAUCCACCCUCCCCCCUUUUGCCCCGAACGAGUUCGCACCCUCCGUGCCCAUCCGGCAGCCGCAUCUCCUAGGCUUCCUCAACACCCCAACCCGCAUGUACCGUUUUUUCAACCGCCGCAAGCUCGCCGACGAAAUCGGCCGCGAGGUCGCCGCGGUCUGCCUGUGCACCUACCGCGAGUACCAACAACAGCCUGUCGCCGAGUCCGACACUGCCAGCCCGACGGCGACAGCCGAGCAGUCGCCGCAGUACGAGCAGCAGAAGGAGCUGGCGUGGGAGGAGAAGGACUGGAUCAAGUCCAUCUGGAAGGAGGACGAUCCCAAGGACGCCGAGGCCGCCGAGAUCCCCGAGAAGGUGCGCGCGAAACCCAUCGUCAUGGACCCGCGCAUUGCUGCGCGCAUGCGCCGCUUCCAGCUGCUGCCCGAGGACGAGGAGCGGGCGCGCAGCAUCGUCGUGCCCGAGGAGGAGAUCGAGGGCUACAUCAAGGGCAAGCUGCGCCAGCUGUACCGGUGGGGUGUGAGAAAGGCUUUUGACAAGAAGAAGACCGCGCCCUGGGACGAUAAGGACGUGGAUUGACAGGCAUAAGGGGGGCACGGUGAUUGGGGUGUUCUAUCUCCCCGCGUUGCCGGCGCUGUUGCAUAAAUCACGGUGUUCAUGUGUAUAACAGUUGUACUCGGUGUGUAUCUGUGGCCAUGUCGGUGUUGGAGUAUCAAGGUCCAUAGCUGUGAGGUGUCACAGCGGCCUGCAUAGUGGGAUAUAAAACGAUAGAUUCCGGUGAUGGUGGAACGGAAGUAAAGCUCAGUGUCACCCUGUGUCAGUGUAAUAUAGGACUCCUCUUGAUCAUGCUGCGCGCAGUACCCAUGAGAGGUGGCGAAAACGGUAGCAGAAU